CUGCUAUUGCUAUUGCUAUAAUCACACUUGCUUUUCUGCAAUAUUAACACAAGGUUUGUGCCCUGCCUAUCGCCAUGUGAAUCUGGGCAGAGUGACCAAUGCUUUACGUCACUUUCUUUCUAGCUGCCGAAAAUAAAGUGUGCAGUGUAAGAGGAAACCGCAGAUGUGAAACUUUUCCCCAGGACAGUGUCUUUGAAGUGCAUACUUCCUCUUUAAGCAGGGGAUAUUUUCCUCUUGUGGUUUGAAUCAAAAGCUUGCCUACCGAUUCUUGGGAAAACUCAGGGCACUGAACUUCAACCCGGGCACCCAUACAUCAAAACACACCACCAGCUGCCCCCCUCUCCCCUUUCUUUGGGUAUAUUUCAUCUACAGGCGAUCGAACCCCGAUCUUCCACCCUCCUCACCUGGAAUUCGAUCUCCAACGUGGCCUCCUUCUUCAUGGACUGGAAGAAGCACUCCUUGCGGCCGGCGGGUAACGUGAAGGUGAAGUCGCUGUCUAGGGAAGCAACAAAACCCCAAACUCCAGGCGGUGGGAGCAGCAGCAGCAACGGGACGGAGACUAGCCAACGCUGCCCGCUCGCCGUCCUCAUCCUCAAAAGCUCCGCAAACGGGGGGAAAGAAGAGUCCGGAAACUGCAAGCCGCAGAUCGCAACUCGCGCCACCUCCAACCAGGGCGAGUCUCAACACGUGUCGUCGGGACGUGCAGAGUUACGACGGUGAGAAGGCGCGGGGGGGGGGGGAGUUGUUAAUAAGAGAAAGAAUACCCACAAUUCACAGCCUGGAGGAGGAGGCGGGUUGCGUCCAGAAAGACACGCCCCCUUUAAAAAAAAACGUCGGUGGGUCUCUUAAAAAAAGGAGCGGCUUUGAAGAGCUCGCGUUCGCAAGGCACGGCGGGGGAUGUAGUCCGCCCUGCGUUCAAAAUGAGAAAGAAGGAGACUACCGCGGGACUACCACUCCCGAGAGCGCGAGGAGCCGAGACAGACGAACCAAUAGGCGGCGACCGCUUCCUUUUUAAAGCGUCUUCUAUUCGCGGACGACUUCUUCUUCUUUUUUUUUUAAACCUUCGAGCCUGCGCGGUUAGAACGAGCAGUUCCCAGGACCGCGGAUUGAAAAGCAAAAUUAUUUAUUUCAGACAAAUGAAUAUAAAUGGAACCUAACUCAUGGGCUUCCAGUGACCAACAAGAAGAUGUGGAAGAUUUGCUUGCGAACAUUGUAGCAUUAAGAGGUCAUCUAAAGAAAACAGAAAAAACUUUACAAGACUUGGGAGAACAACUUUAUAGUAAUAAUUCACAUAACUCUGAACUUGGCGUUCAUGAGCUUGAAAUUUUAACACUGGAAGAUCUGGCUGAUACUUCUGAAUUGCAGAAUUAUACUGUGAGCAAAAUGUCUCGGCAUAACAGUGAUUCUUCAAGGAAAUCCAGGAGCAAAUCAUACUCACUGGCUUUUGAUAAGAGCAUGGAAGAGGAAAAUGAACUUCUAAGGGACAAACUGAACGUAGUCCGUGAAAACAAUGCUUCGUUAAUUUCUCAGAACCACAAACUAAUGAAUGAAAUUGAAACAAUAAAGUUUGAAUUGAACCAGUCAAGAGCACAAAUAUCUUUCCUGGAAUCUACUUUGGGUACACGUUCGGUCCAUAUUCCAAUAUUAGAAGAACAGAUAGUAAACUUGGAAGCAGAUGUUCAAGCUCAGGAUAGACUUCUAAAAGAUGCAGAAGAUAAGUUAGAAGAAAGCCAGAAAAUGCUAAUGGAAAAAGAAUAUGAUUUGCAGCAAUUAAAGGAGGAUUAUAGAAAAAUGAAACAUGAUUUAAUUGGAUGGUCCAAACAAGGGAAGAGAACUGAACAGCAAAGAAAUGAAGCACUGUAUAAUGCUGAGGAGUUGACAAGAACAUUUAAACAAUACAAAGAGAAAAUAACUAAUAAACUGGAAAAGGUCCAAGUUGAAGAACAAAUUUUAGAAAAAAAGUUAAUAAACUGUGUAAAUGAAAAGGAGAAGUUGCUCACCCAAUGUAACGCCUAUAAAAGUGAGCUUGAAAACAUAAAAGGUCAAUUGAGACAAUUAACUGAAGAAAACUGUACUGGAAUACAAAACCUUAAAACUAUGGAAGCAAAAAUGUCUGAAAUGGAAUUUUUGCUCAAACAUUCUCAGCAAAAGAAUCAGAUCCUUGAAAAUAAACUUCAGGAACAAAAAGCAGGACUUCAAGAAAAAAGUGCCAUAAUAAAUGAAAAUGUAGAUUUAAAAGCACUAAUUGAACGACAAAAAGACGAGCUUAACUUGCAUUGUCAAGAAAUUCAACGUUCCAAAAUUGAACUGAAAACUUUAGAAAAUGUUAUUUUCCAGUUGACCAAAAGCUCAUCAAAAGAGGAUAAUCACUCUAAUGAAAUGUGCAGUAAUUGGUCUGAAAUAGAUAUUUUUCUGAAAGAAGAGCUAAGACAAAAAAUUAGCUUUCAAGAAACUGGAAUUCAGAAACUUCAGACAGAAUAUAUGGCCUGUAAAUUACGUCACGAUUUCUCUGAAGAUGAUGAGGGACAGGAAUUAAAUUGCCUAGAAACUGAACCAGUAAAACUCAGUGGAAAUCAGGCAGGGACACAGUGCAAACAACUGGAACUUAUUAGUAAACAGUUUGAAAAAGAGAAACAAAUAUUAAAUAAAAAAUUAGAAGAACUACGUAUUAAACUGGAAAAAUCAGAAGAAGAAAGUGCUGUUUUAAAAACCAACAUUGCCCAGAGAACUAAUCAGUUUCAAACAAUACAGGAAGAGCUAUUAGAGAAAGCUUCAAAAUCAUGUUGCUUGGAAAGAGAAAUAGCAAGAAAAUCCUCCCAGUUUUCCAUCCUUAAAAAACAAUUGGAAGAAAAAACUUUUGCUUAUGUAACUGCACUUGCAAGAAAUACUGAAUUGGAACAGGAAUUAAUGGCAAUGAACUCUCAGCUUCAAAGCGUGGAAAGAAACAUCAUUGAAGAACAACGUCACUUCUCUAUAAUGUUAGAAGAAACGAAGUUAAUUAAUCAUGAGCAACAUAAGGAGAUGGAAAAACAAAUUGAUUUACUACAGUCUCAACUAGAAACUAAAAACCAACAAUUUCUAGAACAAGAGAAAACAAUGUCCAUUCUCCAACAGGAUGCUUUAUAUAAACAGCAUCAGCUUGAAUCAUUGGAUCGACUAUUAAUAGAAAGCAAAGAGGAAAUGGAAAAACAAAGAACAAACAAAGAUGAAGCUUUAAAGAAAUUACAAGACCAACUUGCUGAUGAAACAGUCAAGGUCAAACAUUUACAAAGAGCGUUAGAAAGCUGUAAGCAAGAUAUAGCUUUGUAUUUAGAGCAUUUAGAAGAAAAUAAAGUGCUGUUUGAAAAGCAAUUGGAGAAAAAGUCUGAAGAGAUACAGAGAUUGCAAAAAGAAAUAAAGCAUAAGAAUGACAAUUUUCAGUCAACUAGUGAACAAAAUCUUGCUCUACAGCAGAGUCUGCAGCAGCAGCAGCAAAUGUUACAUCAAGAAACCAUUAGGAAUAGUGAAUUAGAUGAUAGCCAAAUAAAGCUCCAAAAACAGGUAUCAAAACUAGAGCAAGAACUUCAAAAGCAGAAGGAUAUGUUGGGAGAAGAAUUGAGAAGAACAAAUGAAAGACUUCAUUUAACCACUGAAGAAAACAAUGUGAAACGGCAAAAAAUAGCAGAACUUACUGCUACAAUCAGGCAGAUUAAACAAGAGAUGGAUCAAUGUAAAGAUGAGUUAAUAGACAUGGAGAAAGAAUUAGUGCACUUAAGAAGAGAUGGUCAUAAUAAAGCAAUGCAGAUGAGCCAACUGGAAAUUAAUUUACAACAGAGAAUCUCAGAAUUUGAUGAAAAGACACACCAAGUGAAAGAAUUAGAAGAUAAGUUGCUUAUAAGUGAGACCCAGCAAAAAGAUUCCAUGCAGAAAAUAGAAUCUCUAGAAAUUGACCUGGAAAACGCCACUGGGGAGUUAAAAACUACUUUGAGACAACUGCAAGACCUUCGGGAUACAUUACAGAAUGCACAGACAUCCCUAGAGGAGAAGUACUCUACUAUCCAUGAUUUAACAGAUGAAUUAAGAGAAUGCAAGGAUGAACUUGAAGAGAAAAAGCAAGAACUUCUUGACAUGGAAAAGGUGCUGAAAGAAAGAAAUUGGGAUUUGAAACAAAGAGCAGCUCAGGUUACACAGUUGGAUAUGUCAAUUCGUGAAUACAGGGGAGAAAUGGAACAAAAAAUAAUUACAUUGCAAGGUAGCUUGGAAAAAGCAGAGCUGCAGAUAAAAGAUUAUAAUAAACAGAUUGAAAGUUUGGCAAGCAAGGUACAGUAUUCAAAAGAGGAGCUUAAAGAAAAAGAGUAUAAUAUUCUCCAACAAGAUCAAGAGAUAAAUCUUCUUAGAAAAGAGAAUGAACAAAAACAACAAAGAAUAACAGAUACUGAGAAAAAGCUGAAAGACCAAGAAAGGUGUAUUGCAGAACAGUAUAAAGAAAUACUUGAUUUGGGGCAGCAGCUGAGACUGGAACGUGAAGCAAUGAAACAAGUUCAUGUGGAUUUAUUAGAGAGUCGCCGCCAACAGGCUCAAGCUCAGAGAGAUGUGGAAAGGAUCUCUCUUGAACUGGAAGAAGUGAACCAUAUCUCACAUGAAAAAGAAACCCGUGUAAAUAAUUUGGCAGAACAAUUGGGAGCAGCUCAGGUGCGAGAAUCUGAGUUAGAAGCAAGAAUGCAAACUGAGAUUAAAAGGCUCACUGCAGAAGUACAUUUGCUAAAACAGUCUUUUUUAUCAGAGAAACUUUCCCAUGAAGAAGAACAGACAAAAUGGCAGCAAUCACUAUCUAAAUCUCAUCAUGUUAAUGGGCAACUACAACAGAUCAAAAUAGAACUGGAUGAUGCUCAAGACACUGUUUAUAAUCUGCAACAACAGCUUCAGUCCAGAGAUAAUAUGAUUCAAGCAACAAAUGAAAAGUUGCUCCUUAAAGAAUCUGAGCUUACAAGAUUACAAACAAGAAUUGCAGUUCAUGAAAGAACAGCAAGCAUCAAGCAAUUAGUGGAACAUCCUUGGUUUGAUGAUCAAGGACUUGACUUUGCCAAACAGUCUGCUUGCAGAAAACUACGGCGUUCAACAAGCACCAGUGAUCUAAAUAUUAAGGACAAUAAAAACGCACUAGGUCAAAAUCAGACAGUUACGCCAAACUCUUCCGUGAGUUCCGAAAUGUCAAAAUAUAUACCUCAUGCUUCCCCAAAGAGUUUGAAUGAGUCUUCCUUUGAUCCUUUGUCAUACAAUGUAGAUGGAGAGGUAACUUGUAACAGUAAUGACUUUCAAACACUCAGUGGCAUGCUGAAAUAUAUCAACAAGGAGAGAAAGGAUUCUGAAAAGUCUUCUCUAUAAUUUUUAUCUGCUGUAAAGAGAAAUCAAGAAGAAAUUUUCUGAAGAAAUAGUGUGCUGGCAUGCAAUUGACCACAGAUGGAUUUAUGGGUCCGGCAUGGAGUUCAUAACAUUUUAUAGAAACUACAAAUAUAGUUAUGUUUAAUAACUAUCCACCGAAAAUUAUUUUCUGUGCUACUUUUUCAGUAUUUUUUAUUAUUUCUUAAACUACUAAUGUUCAUUUAUGUUUACUAAUAAAGAAAAAAUCCAUAAAAAUCA
Thamnophis elegans (Western terrestrial garter snake) is the source of this 5619-nucleotide messenger RNA. It is a transcript of the gene CCDC18, whose product is annotated as coiled-coil domain containing 18. The coding region runs from base 1147 to 5364 and encodes 1405 amino acids. Lineage: Eukaryota; Metazoa; Chordata; Lepidosauria; Squamata; Natricidae. The transcript is spliced from 29 exons. The record is from RefSeq and is a predicted model, not a curated record.